Messenger RNA from Wallemia mellicola CBS 633.66, 2504 nucleotides. RefSeq lists its product as hypothetical. The transcript has 4 exons. The record is from RefSeq and is a predicted model, not a curated record. Gene Ontology annotation, molecular function: DNA binding. NCBI's taxonomy places the organism in Eukaryota, Fungi, Basidiomycota, Wallemiomycetes, Wallemiales, Wallemiaceae. Gene Ontology annotation, cellular component: epsilon DNA polymerase complex. Bases 11 to 2476 code for a protein of 821 amino acids. Gene Ontology annotation, biological process: error-prone translesion synthesis; DNA-templated DNA replication.
GAUAACAUCGAUGUCCAGUAAUCCUAGAGACGUUAUACUAAAAAUAUUCACCAAAAAGCAUUCUUUAUCCUUAACACCUCAGAGUUUGGGCUUUUUAGUGAACUUAGCGCAAACUUACAACCUCAAUGCGACUAAUUUGAGUAGUAUAUCAGAUUCAUUAGCUCUUGCAUAUCUCAAACAAGAUGAUUGUACUUCAAUUGUUGACGUAGACGUUUUGCAAAAAGUUUACUUAAAUUUACAGUUGAACUACGCUGGUGGAAUGAAUAUACUUGAUAACGAUGAUUACGUGAAUGAAGAUGAAAUAGAUCCUAGAAAUUACCUCAAAAUAGUUGAUGCGUUUCAUAUGCCUAGAUAUAACUACACCGUUGAUAAUAAGAGCUUUACGAAGCAACCAACACAGAGUGUUGCUGGUAGUCCUGCAUCACUCUCUCAAUUAUGGUUAGAUAGGUAUAACAUUAUCAAACAGAUCAUUCUACGGAAUGAAUUCUUCUCUCCACCUUCAACUAUCAAUGCUAGUAGCCACGAUAGAGAUAAGUAUAUGAAGAUCACAUCGACAAAGAACCUCCUAGGAAGACUUAACCAGCGAUUUAUGCUCUUUGGUAUGCUCUCACAAACUGUCGAUGGUAGACACGCGUUGCAAGAUCCAGAUGGUGUUGUCGUCUUGGAUUUAGAUGAUGCUGUUCCAGGAGAGGGUCUAUUCACUGAAGGCUCAUUUGUCCUCGUUGAUGGUAUGUAUAUUCUUGAAACAGAAGAACCAGUAUUUAAAGCAUACGGAAUCGGACACCCACCGUCUGAAAAGCGUUCAGCCUCACAAUCCGUACAUGGUCAUGUAGACUUUUUAGGCUUAGGCGGUAUAUCAAUCAAGGAUCAAAAGUUGUAUAAGAGGAUAGAAAAGAGCUUAGAUCACAUUGGAUUUAUAGUCCUAUCAGACGUCUGGCUGAAUGAACUAUCAACUCAGUUGUCUUUGAGAAGAUUAUUUGAAGGUUAUAAUAAUGCUUUCAAUGACUUUAGACCAUUGUUGUUUGUUUUAUGCGGUAAUUUCUCAUCUCAGCCGAUAACAACAUCACGAGAAAUACGCGAAUACCAAGAUUCAUUUAGCAAAUUGGCAGACAUCAUUUGCGAAUUUCCAAUAAUUUCACAGCAUUCAACGUUCGUGUUCAUACCCGGACCUAAUGAUCCAUGGAGUUCAGGCACAAGUACCACAUUACCACGAACGAGAUUACCUAAAGCAUUCACAAGGGAAUUCGAAUCAAGGAUACCUAGAACGCAUUUUAGUAGUAACCCUACGCGCAUACGUUACUUUAGUCAAGAUAUUGUUAUAUGUAGAGAUGAUGCUAUGUCUAGGAUUUUACGUAACAAUGUUAAAGUCAAAGAAGAAUCACUGGCCGAUGAAGAGGAAAAUGUAGAUAUAAAGUUAAAGAAGUACCUAGUUCAAACUAUAAUCGAUCAAGCGCAUCUUAGUCCGUUUAGUAUAAACAGUAGACCAGUUUUAUGGGAAUAUGAUCACGCAUUACGUUUAUAUCCAAUACCAACUUCAUUAAUACUAGCAGAUAAAUAUGAUAGAUACGAAUUAAAAUAUGAGGGUUGUAGAGUAUUCAACCCUGGUUCAUUCUCUUUCGGGUGUAGUCCCUCUUAUCGAAUUGUAACGUCAUCACUUAUGAGCAGUACAAAAGGACAAACUAUAUUAGAGCUACCAAAUGAGUUACUCUAUAUGCUUUUAGAGUAUUCAAAUAAAUUAAGUCAAACUUGUAGACAUCUUAACAAGCUAAGCAAAGACUUGUCCAAUUUGACACUCGUUGGACCGAAUGCGCCGAAGAUAGAGGAAUUUAACUUGAAAGAGAGUGCGAUAGAUGAAGAGACCAGAUUUGAUAGAGUUUUGGAAUGUUUUGUUGAAGAUAUCUCAUUAGCUUGGACUAUAAAGCAUGUAAGGUGCAGAAAUAACCUAGGAAGUAGCAUUAGAACGGAACAUUUGAGUAAAUUACCAAAUCUGAACUCAAUUGUUUAUCAAAUUGCUUCGCCGAUAGAACUUAAUAGCUUGUACGGGCUACGAUUUGAGAAAUUGAAGAAAAUAAACAUAAAGUCAAUAAACUCGCUCAAUCUUAUAGAUAUACAGUCAAUAUUACACGCAUGUCCAUCUCUACAAUCGAUAUCGAUUGAUAUGCUAUUUUAUAAACAUUACACCAUAGAUACAGUACAUCAGUUAGAAGAAAAGGAAUACAUCCAUGAAAAUCUAGAACAUGUUGUUUUAAGGAAUAUGUUAUCUGGGAGGUGUAAUUGUCAAGAUAAUCACUGUAGUUUUGAUCUAGUGGGAUUAUAUACACCACAAUCGUUUAUAAACACCUUAGAUGGUAGGGUAAAAACUAAACUACAGAGGAAUACAUCUCGAGAAGAUAUCACACGAAUCCUUUCGGAUGUUUAUAAUUGGGAAAAUGACGAGCAUACUGUCAGUAAAGAACUAGGGAAACCUGUAAAGUAGAUAAUUUAUACCAUGUAAAAUCGCAUAU